UGUGAUGUCAGAUAAUCUUUAGGUGAAAUAAAGAAGAAGAAAUUCACCUUAAGAAGGUGAAUAGGACAUUGUUUAAAGAUAGGAAAAUAAAUAUAAUAAAAUUCAAAGGUAUUUAAUCAUGAGUAAAAAGAAAUGAUUUGUAAGCAUAUGUUUAAUAGCCAAAAAUCAAACGUAUUAGAGAUGAUUAAAUUGAGGAUCCAUAAGAAGAAGAUGAUGACAAAUAAUCUGAUAAAUUUGGAGGGUUUGUUUUUACAAAAACAAAAAGUAAGUUUAUACUAUUAUUUAAAAUAGACGAAACAAAAAAGUAAUAUAUAUAUGAGCCUAAAAAAUAAUAGCCAGUUUAGUAAUAGAAGAAAGAAUAUUAUCAAAAAAAAGAAUAGGCACCAAAGAAAAAGCCUGAAAAGAAAGGUAAUAAGUAAUAGUAGUAGUAAUAAUCAUCAUAACAGUACAAAUUUAAUAUAAAAAUUAGAAAGGAAAUAUCUAUCCAAUAAUUAGGUGAGUUAGAAAAACUACAAUAACAUCUAAUAAAUUGUGGUAUUUCAAUAACAAAGAAUUAAGAGAACUAUGAUUCAGAAUUAGUUUUGCCUCCUGAUUUUAAUAAGCCAUUAUCUAUUCCAAGUUAACCAAUAGUAGCACCACCUCCAGGAUUAGUAGAUAAAGAUAAAUCUUCUGAUUUUGUGGAUAUUUUAAAUUAAUUGUAAGAUAAUGAUUCAGAUGGUUAAAUGAAUUAUGAUUAGCAUUUUUCUUCUUCAGUUUUAACAAGAGGGACAUUUCCAAUUUAAACUUAAUAAUAAAAUUAAUUUAAUAAUUAAAAAGCAAUUCCUACAAAUAAUCAAAAUUUUACAAAUAAUUAAACAGAUUAAAAAAAUAAAGAAAAAAAGAAGAAAAAUAAAAAGAAGAAACCAAAAAAUAAUAAAAAUUAAUAGGAAGUAGCUAUGAUGAAUAAUUAACCUGAUUUUAUGAAUUCAAAUUCUGCUGAACUUUUUGAUCCUUUUAAAAUUGCACCAUUUUCAUUUCCUUAAUAAUAAUAAAUGGGUCGAAAUAAUUUACCAGAUCCUCUUAAUAUUUCAGGUCCAACAUUUACAACUCCGUUAGGAUUUCCACCUCCUGGUAUGAUGGGUUUGGGCCCAUAAAUUACUCCAUUUAAUUCAAAUCUUUUAGGAGCUCCAUAAUCUUUAGGAUUUCCUCCUGGACCUACUUUAGGUAUGGAACCUUUGGAUCCUACUUUUUAAAUGGGACCUAAUAUAGGAUCUAUGAGAAUGAACUAAAUGAUGCCUCCUAAAUUUAAUUAAAUGCCAAAUAUGACUUAAAUGCAUAUGCCAAUGCCUAUGCCUAUGACAAUGGCUCCUCCUCCUUAAAUUAAAAAGUAAUCUCAUAAAAAUCAUAUGAUGAUGUAACCUCCUACUUAAUUUGAUGGAUAAGUUUUUUGUCCUCCUAUGAUGCCUCCACCUAUGGGAAAUUAAUUUACAGAUUUCCCUCCAAAUAUACCUUUAGGAUAAUAAUUCCCUCCCAAUUUAAUGAAUUCUGGACCUAUACUAGGAGUGCCUCCUAUGAUGUAAUUUGAUGAUGAAUUUGAUCAUAAUUGGAUGCCAAAUGAUGGAAUGUUAAAAAUGCCAACACCAAUUUAAGUUUUCUCCAAUCAAAAUUUCCCUAAUCUAUCCUAAGUUUAACAUCCUGAUUCAUAUAUGUAAGAACCUGAAAAAUUUAUUCCUUAAAAUAAAAAUGGAAAUGAUUUUAAUAGUGAUCAAAUCAAUUAAUUAGCUUAAAAUAAUGAUGGAUAACAAAAAUAAAGAAAGUAACUCUUCAUCUAUUUUAUUUUAGAAAAUUAAAUUUAAAUUCUAAACCAUUUUAUCCAGUAAAUCCUUGAUUGUAAC
Molecule: messenger RNA, 1874 nt
Organism: Paramecium sonneborni
Lineage: Eukaryota; Ciliophora; Oligohymenophorea; Peniculida; Parameciidae
Source: the annotation of a GenBank genome assembly